AUGGAUUUACCAAAGUAUAGCGAAGAGUAUAGUGAUGGUGUUCAACGUUUUUUGGACUUCGCUUAUUCUGAUGGAGAUCCUCAAGGUGAAGAAAUUCAAUGUCCAUGUACAAAGUGUUGUAACAUCCCUUGGUGUCAAAGAUGUGUAGUAUAUAAUCAUCUAAUAUGCUACGGUUUUGUUAAAGGUUACUCAAGAUGGAUUAAUCAUAGGGAAUGGGACUUUCCAAUGGAAGUUGAUGAUGAAGUUAACUUAUAUGAUGACAUCGAUGGGUUGUUCAAUGAUCAAAUUAGAGAUGUUACACAAGCUAAAGGAGUUUAUGAAGGCCAAAAUGAAGAUGCCAAAAAAUUCUAUAAGUUAGUUGAUGAGGCAAUCCAAGAAUUAUAUCCUGGUUGUAAAGGAUUCUCUAAAUUAUCAUUCACAAUUCGACUAUAUUUGUUAAAGUGUCUACAUGGAUGGAGUAAUGCAUCCUUUACUUCCCUCUUGGAGUUGUUGAAAGAGGCGAUGCUUGAGUUGAACAUUCCUUUAUCCUAUAAUAAAGCCAAGUCUAUGGUAAAGGAUCUAGGUCUUGAUUAUAAAAAAAUUGAUGCAUGUCCCAAUGACUGCAUGUUGUUUAGGAAUGAACAUAAAGGUGAUGAAGAUUGUCCUAUUUGUGGAGCUUCACAAUAUAUUGAAUAUCCUGAAGUAGAUAGCGAGCUUCAGUCUUCCAAAAGAUCUCAUCGUGUUGCUGCUAAAACUUUGAGACACUUUCCAUUAAUUCCUAGACUCAAAAGUCUAUUUAUGUGCUCAAACACAGCGGAUAAAUUGAGGUGGCAUGACGAGGAGCGGUCCAAAGAUGGAAAGUUAAGGCACCCUGCUGAUGGCCAAGCAUGGAAAGACUUUGAUAGCCUUCAUCCAGAUUUUGCAAAAGAUUCUCGCAAUCUGAGACUUGGCUUGGCAAGUGACGGAUUCAAUCCAUUUCGGACCAUGAGCAUAUCUCAUAGUACAUGGCCAGUUGUCUUAAUGGUGUAUAAUUUUCCUCUUUGGAUGUCCAUGAAACAAGAAUAUUGCAUGCUUUCUUUGCUUAUAUCUGGUCCGCGAUCUCCUGGAAAUGACAUUGACAUUUAUUUGCAGCCAUUAAUAGAAGAGUUGAAGGUAUUGUGA
Molecule: messenger RNA, 1140 nt
Organism: Lycium barbarum (goji berry)
Lineage: Eukaryota; Viridiplantae; Streptophyta; Magnoliopsida; Solanales; Solanaceae
Exons: 1
Coding region: 1-1140 (379 amino acids)
Source: RefSeq, a predicted model, not a curated record